CGUAAGGAUACGCUGUAAUACUGCGGUGCACCUGCUACGGCGAUCGUUGCGUAUGUUUUGAAUUCACAUUAGAUAGUAUUGAGUAUUGUGGAUCAGUUAAGCUCGUAAAUCUCUAAACAGCGUUUAGGGACAGCUAGGCUGUCAAUCUGUCAGUCCUAUGUCGACGGAGGACUUGUCCACUUCCGACAGCGAGGCUGCCUUCGCGGGAGCCGGGGAGCGCUGGGCGCCUGUUGGAGCCGUGGCCAACCCGGAGGAUGAGCUUUGGAAGGGAGCCUCGCAGUCUGCCUCUGCGUCCUCCGGCGACACAGAGAUGGUAGCGAGACUGAGGAAGCUGGAAGACGAGCAGGAGCAGCUGAAUUCAUCGCUCCUCGCCUUAACCUCUCACUUCGCUCAAGUGCAGUUUCGACUGAAACAGAUCGUCCAUGCUCAAAGCGAGGAGAAGGAGAGGAUGCUGCUGGAGCUGGAGGAGUUUGCUUUCAAAGGAUGCCCUCACGUCGUCGGCUGCAGAACACAGGAUGCUCAGAUGCUUGAGAACUCUAGUGAAAGAGAGAAGAGGGAACGUUUGGAAGCCCAGAGACAAAAGCAGAAGGAGUUGAUUUUCCAGCUGAAGACACAACUCGACGACCUGGAACGCUUCGCCUACCAGGAGGGCAGCUAUGACUCAUUGCCUCAGUCUGUUGUCAUGGAGAGGCAGAGGGUGAUCAUUGAUGAGCUUAUUAAAAAGCUGGAUGUGAACUUCAAUGAAGACAUUGGGAAUCUCACACCAGAGGAGCUUCGACAGAGAGUGGAUGCAGCCAUUGCUCAGAUAGUCAACCCAGCCAGAGUCAAAGAGCAACUGGUUGAGCAGCUCAAGACCCAGAUCAGAGACCUUGAGAUGUUUAUUAACUUCAUACAGGAUGAGGUGGGGAAUCCUCUUUUAAAUGAUGGUGUGAAGACCCAACAGGCCCGAGCAGCUGGAACAAACACAAGAACAACUGGAGGAAUGAAGCAAGUGGACCCUGAACAAGCACAGAGGAUCCGUGAAACUGGCCUUCAGCUGAUCCAAAAAGCCUUAGCUGUGCUGCAGAUCUUUGCUUUGAGCCAGUUUGGAUGUGCCGCAGGCCACGUGCCCAACAGUAUGUGGUCUCAGGGGUGUGAGGCAGAAGAUUAUGGCCCCCUGCUGCAGAAACUGGAAGGAGCCGUAGAGCGCGUCCGUCUCCAAGCCUCUCGCCAUCAGCCCGCCUCUCAGGUGGAACAUGUGGUCAGUUACUCCACCUGCCUGUCACCGGGAGGACCUCGGGACGAACUAACCGCUUCUGUGCGUAAAGAACUGGCCAUGGCCCUGCGCGACUUGCUGGCCCACGGCUUGUACAGUCCAUCCCAGGGCAUGAGCUUGGUGCUGGCCCCCAUUUCAUGCCUGCUGCCCCUCAGCUCUUCUCCACAGAGCCUGCAUCCGUGGGAACUUUUCGUCAAAUACUAUCAUUCCAAAAAUGGCCGGGCUUUUGUGGAAUCCCCCGCUCGCCAGCUCUCGCAAUCCUUCAGUUUGCCUGUAGGGGACGGACCUGUGACAGUAACGCCAAAGCAGUCUCUAUUAUGGGCCAUACAUACGGUGCUUAAAGAGCAUGGACGAUACAAACGGAGUGCAGAUUCUGAGUUCAAAGCUUUAGUGUGCAUGGCACUCAAUGAGCAGAGGCUUGUGUCUUGGCUCAAUCUGCUGUGUAAGUCUGGAACACUAGUACACCCUCACUACCAAUCUUGGAGCUACAUGGCGCAAACAGGCUUUGAGGGCGCUCUGCGCAUUCUGGGUCGCCUUAGCCACCUCAAGUUCCAGCUUCCUGUAGACUUGGCCGUCAGGCAACUGAAAAAUAUAAAAGAUGCUUUCUAAGCAUAAAAAACAGUGUGCUGGAAGUGUGUGUAUAAAUAAUAAAAAUAUAUAUAUAUACAGAAUAGUGAAGUGGAGAAAAGAAAAUGAAUGUGGUUUCAAUCCUCAGAAGCUUGAAUAACAUUUUCUAUAACACUAAUUCCCUGUCUUCAUAAUGCAAAUCAUAUCAAAAAAUAAAAUCUCAAAUAAAUGAGUAAUUGGAACCAGAACAGUUCCAAAGUAAUUUGGAAAUGAAUUAACUCAUGCACUUUUUUUUGCAACUAUGCUGAUAUUGGUCCAGAUGCCUUCAGUCACUUCUAUGCUAUAAGAAGAUGAGCAGGUUUUAAUAUGCUGCAUUAAUCAUACCUCAAAGGAAAUUUGCUUGGUUUAGUAACCAUGAGCAUGUGACUGCCUCCACAACAUCUAUCCUUCAAAUAGAUUUGUAAUGUCCAGCGUUUACCAAAAUCAAUCACACUAUAUUAUGAGGAUGUAUUGUUUAUUAUGUUAACCCUUUAAAAGGGUCAUUGUGGAUGUUUGAGAUCUAUGUAAAGUAAAUAUACACUGAAGGGAAAUAGUUACUUUUUGUUUUUAAACCUAUAUGUAGCUGCCUGCAAUGAGGUAAAUACAAUAUAGGAAAUGAAGAAUGUACUAAAUUGCACAACUACACAGCUGCAAUCAUAUUAAUGGAGAUCAACAUGGACAACACUGUCAAUAGUCAAACACUGGAAUAGUGCAUAUCAGGUCAUGUAUGCCCUGUGCUCUUAUCACUGUCUGAGGUGACCAUGCAUGCUGAAGAGAUCUCACCUAGGUCAAAUAAUACACUCAGGUCAUUCAGUACAAAGAAAGAGUGCAAAACAACACUUAAAUGCUUUGUAUAUCAGUGUAUUCUCCCGUUCCACAGUCUGUCCCAUUCCAGCCUGCUGGCGCUGUACAAUUGAUUGUAGAAAACUGACACGAUUAUCGGAAUUCUGUGGAUGUUCACAGCAGAUUUAAACAAUGUUAAGGAAGUAAUCAAACAAACAAAUCUACUGACUGUGAAUUGCUAUGCUGUGCAUUGAUGCUGACUGAAUUAUAUGGUAUAUAUUUACUCUGCCACUGUUGAGAAGCAUGUCUUGUCAAUCCUUGUUUACUUCUCUGUAACACUGAAUGUACAAUCUCUGAAAUUGUAUCCUGCUGCUGUACCUUUUCUGAUUCCACAUUCCUUAAUAGAUUAUUUGAAUAAUGGACCAGGAGACUUUUUCUACCUUAUUUAGUAAAUAGAUUAAGCACUAUUUAGAUUGGAUGCAUGUGAUUUAUUAAUAGUCUCCAUAUGCCCGUCUGAUUUAACUUGUCUUUAUUUUGAAAAUAAUAUAUCUGUCUAGCAUACUUAAAUAUUGUUUUGGUUAAUCUUGUUUCUGUUAUAUCUGUUAAAGAUUUACUGUUAUUUUGUGUAUCAUUGUAAAUCUUUUACUAAAGUGUUCUUUCAGUGACAGACACCAUUUCAAUUAUGGAAUUUCAAAUCAGUGUCGAUUACAAUCUUUUUAAAACUGUGCCAUCAUUUUUGGAUGUAAUGAUGGUGUGUUUUCAGUGAGUUUGUUGAUUAAAUGUUCAAGA
Molecule: messenger RNA, 3433 nt
Organism: Paramisgurnus dabryanus
Lineage: Eukaryota; Metazoa; Chordata; Actinopteri; Cypriniformes; Cobitidae
Source: RefSeq, a predicted model, not a curated record